AUGCCUCCUCCAUCAGCUACAGGUACAGAAACGGCAAGCUCUAGUUCCGCUGCCGUGCAAGUUAACGCGCAAGUGAUGCCCCCUUUCCCUCGACCUCCGGUUUUCAAAGACAAGUAUAAAGAACGACAAUAUCUGAAAGGGAGAUUAGCUGCUGCCUUUCGAAUCUUCGGAAAGUAUGGCUUUGACGAGGGUGUUGCCGGCCAUAUUACGCUCCGGGACCCUGUCGAUCCCACAACAUUCUGGGUGAACCCCUUUGGUGUCGCCUUCUCUCUCAUCAACGCCUCCGACCUUAUUCAGGUUGGCCAUGACGGAAGGGUGAUUGACGGCGGGAAGUGCAUAACGCGCGGCCAGAUGUGGUUUGCGCUGCACACAGCCAUAGUAUCUAUGGACGCACAUUUUGUGCUCUUGGGAAAGUCGUUGGAUAUGACGACCCAAGACUCCUGUGCCUUCUACAAUGAUCUCGCUAUCUAUAAACAAUUCAAAGGCGUCGUCCUUGCUAAAGAGGAGGGUGAAAACAUCGCAAGCACGCUAGGCAACAAAAAGGCCGCCCUUCUGCAAAAUCACGGUCUUUUGACUGUGGGCAAAACGAUUGAGGAGGCGGUAUUCUGGUUCAUCUCUCUGGAGAGAUGCUGCCAAUCCCAAUUGAUGGCGGAUGCCGCAGCAGCGGGUCGCGGCAGUGUGACCGUGAAAAUCGAAGAUGAGGAUGCGCUCUUUACCUAUAAAACCAUUGGCACUCCUGGAGCAGGCUACUUUAAUGCGAAACCCCUGUUCGAUGUCAUCCAUAAGGAAACAAAUGGAGAGUAUUUGCAAUAA
Molecule: messenger RNA, 813 nt
Organism: Histoplasma mississippiense
Lineage: Eukaryota; Fungi; Ascomycota; Eurotiomycetes; Onygenales; Ajellomycetaceae
Exons: 3
Coding region: 1-813 (270 amino acids)
Cellular component (GO): cytoskeleton
Molecular function (GO): actin filament binding
Source: RefSeq, a predicted model, not a curated record